AAAUGGCAUAAGACCCAUGUUUUUUCGACGCGACUACAUAUAUUUAUGUUUACAAAACCAAAUGGAAAGACGAAGAAUCUGUAAUGCGUACAUAAUAAAGUAUGCUUUCAUUAUCAAUAUGUGAUAGUCAGGAACGUUACAUUGCUGUAUAAGAGCGAAUUAAUAUGCGCAUUAUCCUCGUGCUCACGUGCAUCGCGUUCCUCCACGUGGUGGGAGGCUUCAAGACGCUGAAACCUCUGUCCCACAUGAAGCUGCCCACCAGCCUGUCUAGCCGAGGAGAGGAGCUGUUCAUUGGCAUCAACCAUGGCGCGGCUGAAGCGGCCGCUUACGAUCAUUUAAACAGCAUAGUAUAUGUCAUCGGCAGAUCGGGUCGCCUAAUGCACGUGAUUGACAUUCAGGACCCUGCACACCCAUCGCGUCUGUUCAGACACAAGUUCGCUGUAGCGGAGGGCUUUCCCCAGGCCAUCGCCAUCUGCGGGGGCGAGAUCGCAGUGGCCCUCUCAGCACAACCGGACACUAACAAUGGUCAAGUGAGGUUCUUCCACACGUACUCGAGAAACUCUAAAGCCACCGACGUUGCGCUCGUUGGAAAUAUGACAGUGGGCCCUCAUCCAAAGCACCUCCGAUACACGGACGACUGCGACACGGUGGUCGUGUCGAAUGAGGGGAUAGCUGGUAAGGACUCCGCUGGAAACUACGUGAAUCCCGAGGGGUCGAUUACCAUCAUCCACAGGGAGAAGACCGCAAACCGAAGCGCCAGAAUGGUGGACUUCCAUUCAUACAACAUUGGGCAACCCAACUUUAACAUGCAGAUUCGGGUGCCCUCUCUGUACAUACCGAAGAGCUUUUACAACGGUGACACGACUGUAGCUCAAGAUAUAGAACCGGAGCACGUGACCAUUAGUGGAGAUGGGAGCAGGGCAUGGGUCACUAUUAGGGAAAAUAAUGCUAUCGUAGAGAUGUCCCUAUCAUCUUCCACAAUUACACGGAUAACGCCAUUGCCGAAAAAGGUCUGGAACGCUCUUCCGAUUGACGUCAGCGAUCGAGACGGCGGCAUACACCGACGAACCUACGCUGGACUACAGUCUCUCAGACAGCCGGGAGCCAUAGCCCGUAUGAUCGCCGGCAACAAGGAGUUCCUCGUCACAGCCGACGCCGGCGGCGUGAAACGCUACACGGCCAUCCAACACGGGUUCGUGUGGACCGACUAUGCGUACGGCAGUGCAAUUGCAAACAAAAUUGAGGGCGAUGCUUUAAAGGCAAAUGCGUCAAACAACGAAUUAUUAGGUCGUAUCAUGGUGAGCACUGUUGACGGCAAGAAUCCCUACACGGGAAUGCACUCGCACUUCGAGAUGUUCGGUGGGCGUGGUUUCUCAAUCUGGGACACCAGCAACAUACAGGCCCCCGUGUUUGACACAGAGGGAACGCUUGAAGAGUACAUGGAGAGCUUCUACAGAGAAGUCUUCAACACCGAGCAUGUCACAGAAACUUCUAAUUAUUCCUCACCGGAAAUGAACAGGGACUUCUCCUCCAAAUUUCAGGGUGCUUACGUCUCCAGCAUUGAUGUCCAAGAUGACAACGGCACCGUAUACUUAGUCGCCGGUACGUGGUCCACGGGCACGCUUUUCCUGUACACGGUGGACACGAGUUCCGGUCAGCCCAUUCCACAGUUCCAGACAAUACAUAGGGCCGGUACAUCUGACCUACCGUGGGAUGACCUGUAUACACAAGACACCAUUGGCGACCUACACAUCUCGACUGUUGGGAUCAUCCCGAGCACCAAAAGCCCUAACAAUAGGACGCUGCUGUUCGUCGCCGCCUCUGGUUCCGGUUCACUCUCGCUUUAUGAAAUAGCUGACAAUGUUCCAGUGAUCAUCCCUUGAUUAUGCAAUAAACUUUAUUGUGUG
Messenger RNA from Dreissena polymorpha, 1907 nucleotides. RefSeq names its product mesenchyme-specific cell surface glycoprotein-like. The record is from RefSeq and is a predicted model, not a curated record. The transcript has 11 exons. NCBI's taxonomy places the organism in Eukaryota, Metazoa, Mollusca, Bivalvia, Myida, Dreissenidae. The coding region runs from base 165 to 1883 and encodes 572 amino acids.